Molecule: messenger RNA, 1179 nt
Organism: Daphnia carinata
Lineage: Eukaryota; Metazoa; Arthropoda; Branchiopoda; Diplostraca; Daphniidae
Product: mite allergen Der f 3-like
Exons: 6
Coding region: 63-1031 (322 amino acids)
Biological process (GO): proteolysis
Molecular function (GO): serine-type endopeptidase activity
Source: RefSeq, a predicted model, not a curated record
AAAAAUACUAGAGGACCGGAUGCUUCCAUCAUUCCAUCGCUCAUUUCACGUUGUGUACCACCAUGUUUACACUUGUUCCCAUUUUGCUUUUCAUUUUCAUGUUAUCAGGUGGUCAAGCAUCGUUCCUCAAUGCAACUAAGGUGGCGUGCGGAAAGAGCAAGCUGUUGACUCCUCUGGCGGGCGGCAAAAUCGUUGGCGGAGUAGCGGCGGAUUGGGGUCAACUUCCGUUCGUCGUAUCUCUGGAAUCUCCUCGAGGACAACAGCUCUGUGGUGCGGCCAUCCUCAACGACCGAUGGCUGGCUACGGCCGCUCACUGUAUUGGCAGUAACAAAGCCCACCAAAUUGUGGCUAUUGCGGGUUCAUUGGAUCCUUCGUUGGCGUCGGAAGCGUCGAAGCGUCAAGUGUCGGAGGGCGCCGAGGUCCUAUUAGCUCCGGGCUACGUCGACGGCACGCGACUCGAUCUGGCUUUGAUCCGGCUCAAGCGGCCGUUCAAGUGGCGUAAAGGCUUCGUAGAGCCCGUCUGUUUGCCCGAUCUUUCAUCGUCGGUUGCUUCCUCACACCGUAUCGUAGCCAACGGCCGCUCCAGCAAAACUCUUCAUUCAAACCAAACAGGUUUCCACAACAAGUUGGCUGUUGUUGAGGAAGACGAUUCACGGAUCAACGAGGUCCGAAUGGCCACAGUGGCCGGUUGGGGCUGGAACGACGAGGACGGUGUGAAUAUGAGCACGAAAUUACAUCGAGUCCAGGUGCCUUUGAUGAGCCGAUCGGAAUGCGAGAAACGUUUUCUUACGGCCGGCUAUUCCAUCCCCAUCGACAAGACGAAAGUAUGCGCUGGAUGGCCGGAAGGCGGUAAAGACGCUUGUCAGGGCGACAGCGGUGGUCCCCUGGUGGUGGAACAGGAUGGUGUCAUGGUCCUAACAGGUGUCGUUUCAGGCGGAAUAGGUUGCGCUCGGCCCGGCUUGCCUGGAUUGUACACUAAUGUGGCACACUUCCUUCCUUGGAUGCUGGACAUUAUCAAAAAGAGGAAGUGAAACACUUCCUCUUUGCCUUUUACGAGAGCACAAUAAAUAAAAUAAAAUAGUAUAGACAUUAAAAAAAAAAAAACGGGGCCGGUUUCAGGACGUGGUGGGAAUUUUGUCAGGUUUUCUUUUUCCUCAAUACAUUCACAUGUUAAUCGUU